Molecule: messenger RNA, 1549 nt
Organism: Trichoderma reesei QM6a
Lineage: Eukaryota; Fungi; Ascomycota; Sordariomycetes; Hypocreales; Hypocreaceae
Exons: 2
Coding region: 376-1461 (361 amino acids)
Molecular function (GO): phosphatidylinositol binding
Source: RefSeq, a predicted model, not a curated record
CAGCAGACGAGCCAGCAACAGCACUUCCCACCUCCACCUCCCGGCCCCCCUCCGUCCCAGCAACAGCAACCACACUAUCAGCCUCAGUAUCAGCCGCCACCGCAACAACAGCAACAGCCUGCCCAGCCACAACCCUCAAGCUAUGCAAUUCCCGCAUACGAUCCUGCGAAUCCCGUCUUUGCGCCGCCGCCCUCAAAUGCUCUCAAUGCAUCUGCGACCCCCUCGGCAUAUCAUCAGCCUCCGGCAGAAGGCCAGCAACAACAGCACCAACAGCAACCAUACCAGCAAGCGCCUCCGUCCCCGCAGCACCAAACAGCUGGCGAGCAACAGGGACAUCACAAACUUGGCUGGAGUGAGCGUCUCUCUGCUCUGGGCAUGAAGGCUGCGGCGCCCAUCAAUAGCAUUGCACACAAGCUGGGCAGCCAAAGCUUCCUCCCCGAGACGCUGGACAAGGAGUGCGACAAGGCCGCGACCAUUCUCAAGGCGUUUUGCAGAAAGGGAGUCUACGCCGACCCUGCGGCCACUUCGGUGCCCACCUCGACCGAUCCUAAUGCGGUUGAGUCGACCGACAGAGUCAUUGAUCCGACAAAGGAGAAGCCAAAGAAUCGCGUCAUUGUAACGAUCCCGCCGAAAGUCAUCUCCAAGGCUGUUGGCCUUGCCAUCUUCACCACCCUUCGCGCCGGCUUUCAGGUGUCUGGUGCUACAGGCUCGGGAAUUCUGAUUGCGCGUCUCGAAGAUGGAUCCUGGAGUCCUCCCUCUGGCAUCCAGCUGCACUCCGUCGGCGGGGGGUUCCAGAUUGGUCUCGAUAUCUACGACUGCGUCUGCGUCAUAAACAGUAAGGAGGCUCUCGCGGCCUUCACCAAUACACGCGUUAGUCUGGGCAGCGAUCUAGCCGUCGUGGCUGGCCCAUAUGGUGCUGGUGCCGCCGUUGAGUUUGGUGCAUCAUUGGAGCCCAAGGGAAAACACGGGCAUCAAGAAGGCUCCGAGGUUCAACAGCAGCAGUCACAGCAGAAUCUCCAGCCAGCGGAAGACAGCAAGAAGAGUCACAGGCGCAGUCUCAGCGCCAGCGCAACCAAGCCUGUCUUCUCCUAUGUGAAGUCGCGAGGCUUCUAUGCUGGCAUUCGGAUCGAUGGCACAGUAGUUGCCGAGCGCAAAGAAGCAAACGCUGCCUUUUACGGUCAGGCCGUCACUGUAGACCAAAUUCUCAAGGGCCAAGUGCCGCCCCAAGGCCCCCCCGGGAUGUGGCCUGCUGGAGCUCAGACACUGUACACCGUUCUCAAGGGGGCCGAGGCCAGUGCGCUGCAAGCAUCCUCUGGUAACAGCAGUCCAGGGCAUCACCAACAACAAACCGCGCACGGCUACGACCAUCCUCAACCGGGCCAUGUUGAACAGCAGACGUCCCCUCCCUCGUAUGCAGACAGUGGGCCCCGUCCAAUUGAUGGCGACAUCAAGUACGCUUGAAGAGGAAUGAUCAAAUAGAAGAACGAGCAUGAGUAACGAUGGUAUGAUGACGAAUACGAACCUAAAUAGGACAAAUUGAUUUCCCAUG